Ricinus communis (castor bean) is the source of this 2038-nucleotide messenger RNA. Its product is annotated as protein NRT1/ PTR FAMILY 2.11. Gene Ontology annotation, molecular function: transmembrane transporter activity. NCBI's taxonomy places the organism in Eukaryota, Viridiplantae, Streptophyta, Magnoliopsida, Malpighiales, Euphorbiaceae. Bases 120 to 1871 code for a protein of 583 amino acids. The record is from RefSeq and is a predicted model, not a curated record. The transcript is spliced from 4 exons. Gene Ontology annotation, cellular component: plasma membrane. Gene Ontology annotation, biological process: transmembrane transport.
AAUUAAUCUGAUAUGUAACUGUCUCUGUGUGUGUACAUGUGUAUAUAUAUGUCACCUCUGUGACAACCUUUCAAGGCCAAACCCACAAAACAUUCUUAAGUUUUAGAAAGCAUCUAGUUAUGGAAGGCAAAGACGAGAGAAGAACUGAUAAUAAUAAGGAGGAUGUCCCCAAGUAUAGAGGAGUUAAAGCCAUGCCAUUCAUAAUUGGGAAUGAGACCUUUGAGAAGCUGGGGACGAUGGGCACUGUAUCAAACCUGAUAGUGUAUCUCACUACUGUUUUUAACAUGAAGAGCAUAACAGCCACCACUGUUAUUAAUGUGUUCACCGGAACUGUGAAUGCUGUCCCAUUAAUUGGUGCUUUCGUCUCUGAUACCUACUUGGGACGAUACAAGACUCUUGCCUUUGCCUCUAUCUGCUCUUUUAUGGGAAUGAUAGUGUUAACACUCACCGCGGGAAUCUCCAAACUGCAUCCUCCAAGAUGCACAAAAAAUGAGAUUGGCAGAUGUGUUGGAGUUGGAGCCACUGGUGGUCAGUUGGCUUUAUUAUUUUGUGGGUUAGGAUUUCUUGUUCUUGGAGCUGGAGGUAUCCGCCCCUGUAACCUUGCCUUUGGAGCUGACCAGUUCAAUCCAAAUACUGAAUCUGGCAAGCGAGGCAUCAAUAGCUUCUUCAAUUGGUACUAUUGCACCUACACGUUUGGUAUGAUGAUUUCUACAACGUUCAUUGUGUAUGUGCAGUCAAACGUGAAUUGGACUCUCGGCUUAGCCAUUCCUGCAGGUCUAAUGUUCAUGUCUUGUGCACUUUUCUUCUUUGGUACAAAACUUUAUGUCAUUGUGAAACCUGAGGGGAGUGCUAUACUCAGUGUGGUACAAGUACUAGUUGCUGCUGCUAAAAAGCAAAAGUUAAGACAGCCUAGCUACCCUGCUCUUAGUCUUUUCAAUUAUAUGCCAGCCAAUUCUAUCAACUCCAAGCUUCCGUAUACAAAUCAAUUCAGGUGGCUUGACAAGGCUGCAAUUGUCACUGAUGAAGAUCAAUUCAAUUCUGAUGGUUCUGCUGCCAACCCAUGGAAACUUUGCAGUAUUCAACAAGUAGAAGAAGCAAAAUGUGUCUUAAGAGUUAUCCCAAUAUGGGCAACAGGCAUCAUUUACUAUGUUCCAGUAGUUCAGCAAAACACCUACGCUGUUUUGCAAUCACUUCAGGCAGACAGAAGAAUUGGCAAUAAUGGCUUUGAGAUUCCUGCAGCUUCAAUUAUAGUCUUUGCCAUGUUAACUCUUACCAUAUUUAUUCCCAUCUAUGAUCGAAUUAUUGUUCCAUCUCUUCGAAAGAUCACUGGCAAAGAAGGUGGAAUCACAAUUCUCCAAAGAAUGGGAAUUGGACUCAUUUUCUCAAUUCUCACCAUGAUUGUUUCUGGUUUGAUUGAGGAGCGAAGAAGGCGCUUGGCUAUUACAGGAUCAACAGGAAUUUCACCCAAAGGAGGGGUUAUAUCAUCUAUGUCAGCCUUAUGGCUAAUCCCUCAAUUAGCACUUGCAGGAUUAACAGAGGCUCUUAAUUCAGUAGGGCAGACUGAGUUCUACUACAAGCAAUUCCCUGAAAAUAUGAGAAGCAUAGCGGGUUCUUUCUUUUAUCUCGGGUUGGCAGGUUCAUUUUAUCUAAGUAGCAUACUUGUUUCAAUUGUCCACCAUGUUACAGCAGGAUCUGAUGGCAGGAACUGGUUAGCUGAGGAUCUAAACAAAGCCAGACUGGAUUUGUUCUAUUACAUGAUUGCUGUUUUAGGUGCUCUGAACUUCGGCUGCUUCUUGGUGUUUGCCAAGUUCUAUAGAUAUAAAGGUAAGAAUGCAAGUGAGGUUGUGGAUGGAUGCGGAGAAGAGGUCUGAUCAGAAAUAUUUUUUAUAGUAUAAAGGGGAUUAAUUAUAAUUUCCAUUCAGGGUCAUGUUUCCUUAAAUUGUUUAGCAUGCAACUAGAAAGCAUUAUGAAUAAAUUUGCGCAUGUUCAUGUUGUGGUUCGACAUCAAUAAUUAAUACAGUAUUCUUUCCUAGUUUGA